Molecule: messenger RNA, 1500 nt
Organism: Carlito syrichta (Philippine tarsier)
Lineage: Eukaryota; Metazoa; Chordata; Mammalia; Primates; Tarsiidae
Gene: MMP1
Product: matrix metallopeptidase 1
Exons: 10
Coding region: 28-1434 (468 amino acids)
Biological process (GO): proteolysis; collagen catabolic process; extracellular matrix organization
Cellular component (GO): extracellular matrix
Molecular function (GO): zinc ion binding; metalloendopeptidase activity
Source: RefSeq, a predicted model, not a curated record
CCUUCGAGAAGGAAGACCAAGGCCAGCAUGCCCAGCCUUCCCCUGGUGCUGAUGCUGCUCUGGGCUGUGGGAUCUCGUGGUUUCCCUGCGACUUCAGAGACACGAGAGCAAGAUGUGGAGAUAGUCCAGAAAUACUUGGAAAACUACUUCAACCUGAAGAAUGAUGGGAAGCAAUUUGAAAAGCAGAGACACAGUGCUCCCGUGGUUGAAAAACUGAAGGAAAUGCAAAAAUUCUUUGGGCUGAAGGUGACAGGGAAGCCAGAUCCCGAAACCCUGAAGGUGAUGAAGCAGCCCAGGUGUGGGGUCCCCGAUGUGGCUCAAUUCGUCCUCACUGAGGGGAACCCUCGCUGGCAGAAAACGGAUCUGACCUACAGGAUUGAAAAUUACACACCAGAUCUGCCAAAAGCGGAGGUGGACCGUGCCAUUGAGAAAGCCUUUCAACUCUGGAGUAAUGCCUCACCUCUCAGGUUCACUAAGGUCGUUGAGGGUCAAGCGGACAUAAUGAUUUCCUUUGUCAGGGGAGACCAUCAGGACAAUUCUCCCUUCUACGGACCUGGAGAAAACCUGGCUCAUGCUUUUCAACCAGGCCCCAACAUUGGCGGAGAUGCUCAUUUUGAUGAAGAUGAAACGUGGACCAACAAUAUUCAAAACUACAAUUUAUAUCGCGUCGCGGCUCACGAGUUUGGGCAUUCCCUGGGACUUUCUCAUUCGACUGAUAUUGGGGCUUUGAUGUACCCCACCUAUACCUACAGUGGCGAUGUUCAGCUCGCUCAGGAUGACAUUGACGGCAUCCAAGCCAUAUAUGGACCUUCACAAAAUCCCAUCCAGCCAACAGGCCCACAAACCCCACAAGCGUGCGACAGUAAGAUAAGCUUCGAUGCUGUCACCACGAUUCGGGGAGAAGUGAUGUUCUUUAAAGACAGGUUCUUCAUGCGCACCCAUCCCUCCUACCCAGAAGCUGAUCUCAACUUUAUUUCUGAUUUCUGGCCACUUCUGCCCAAUGGACUUGAAGCUGCUUACGAAGAUGCCGGUAGAGAUCAAGUCCGGUUUUUCAAAGGUUACAGGUUCUGGGCUGUUCAGGGCCAAGACGUGCUUCGCGGAUACCCCCAGGACAUCUACAGCUCCUAUGGCUUCCCUAGAACUGUGAAGCACAUUGAUGCUGCUGUUUUUGAGGAAGAAACUGGAAAGACAUUCUUCUUUGUUGGUAACAAAUACUGGAGGUAUGACGAAUAUAAACGAUCCAUGGAUGUAGGUUAUCCCAAAAUGAUAGCACAUGGCUUUCCUGGAAUUGGCCACAAAGUUGAUGCUGUGUUCAAGAAAGAUGGAUUUUUCUACUUCUUUCACGGAACGAGGCAAUACAAGUUUGAUCCUAAAACCAAAAGAAUUUUGACCCUCCUGAAAGCAAACAGUUGGUUCAACUGCAGAAAAAAUUGACCAACUGUUACAAAGUUAAACGGAAAAGUAUAUUUCAUGAGCCCAAGAAAGGUGUCUUCCUUAAGA